Molecule: messenger RNA, 2631 nt
Organism: Oryzias melastigma (Indian medaka)
Lineage: Eukaryota; Metazoa; Chordata; Actinopteri; Beloniformes; Adrianichthyidae
Gene: map9
Product: microtubule-associated protein 9
Exons: 13
Coding region: 281-2104 (607 amino acids)
Biological process (GO): mitotic cytokinesis; regulation of mitotic cytokinesis; mitotic spindle assembly
Cellular component (GO): astral microtubule
Molecular function (GO): microtubule binding
Source: RefSeq, a predicted model, not a curated record
CAUGCGCAGUACCGCAGGCCGUCGUCUCCCAGGGUUACCAUCAACAACGCCGUUAUCCACCAUUGCUCCGUCCCUCGUAGGAUUUUAGACAUACUCCGUUUAUUCCUAAUUGUAUGCUGCUUGUAUGUAUAACAGCCUUACAGUUUCGUUUCACUCAGGAAGCAGAUAAACUAGCUCAAACAUCGCUCAAUACAUGCAGUGUUUACGAGCCUCGAACACAUGCUAGCAUGCUAGCAUGGUCUACUCCACACUCGUAACUUCAUAAAAUUGGCUUUUUAUAAUGACAUAUCAAGAGGUGGGGACACUAGCUUACUUCAAAAGUCCAAAAGCAACUAAAAGAACAACAUUUCAGGAUGAGCUUCAGGCUGCGGUGUCUUCCAGAGCUAGCAGAGCUAAAUUGGAGCAUUAUGAUUAUUUUGACAAUGAUGAAGAUGAUUUUUUAAAUGAACUCAUUGACUCAAGAAAAAAGAGGAAUGCUUUCAAGGCCAGGAAAAACAAAGGCAAAAUUAACAGCUUUGAGGUAUCGGAUGACGAAAGCACUCAAAGCAGAAGAAAAAAGGUCUCCUUCUUGAAAACCCAAGCAACCAACUCCCCAUCAAACGACACAGAAGAACCAGAGCCAUUAAAAGAUGAUCCGUCAGUUGAAUAUAGUGGCUCUUUUUCCUCGCAGCAGUCGACACAUUUGUCAUCGAAAAACAGCGGCUUUGAGUCCACAGAGCCUGAUAUGACCGGAGAUCAUUCCAGUCCAUCGUAUCAAACAUCCAAUGAUAAUCUAUCUUUGCCAUUACCGUCUGACAACAGUGUGGCUGGAACUCCAAGUCCACAAGAAAAAUACUGCAGCUCUGUAGUGGAAGAAAAUUCAUCAACACCAGCAUCCAACCACAACCACGAUAUCUCAGCUGAUCAUAUUAAAGAUAAAGAACCACCUAAGCCUAAACCGCGCCAAAGGACCUUUGGAUUGAGAUCUCAUGUGACAGAGAAGCCACCAGAAGAAACCGCAUCUCAAGAUCCCAGUGGGCCCCAGACGUCUUCUACAUCAAUCCCCCUCUCAGCCAAUACCUCUAGCUUAAUUGCUUGGACAGAUGGAGACCAAGCAGUUUCAAGCCUCAGUAAAUCCUCUUCCAAAGAGAGCCAUCAGGUGGUCCAAAAGUCUGCGUGGGAUUCUGAUUCCAGAGACGGAUUAAUUUCCGAUGACAAUAGAGAGCCAGAGAGAAAUUACUCUUCAUCGUUUCAAGAAUUUAGCGAAUCCUCAAAGGAUCACACAGAUCUGCCUUCUCAGUCCCCUGAAAAGUCAUUUGAUACGAGGACAUCGAGCUCCAAAACCCCAGAGAGGCCCCGGAGUGAGUGCUCCAAAGUAGAAUCAAAGUAUUUGGGAGCGCUCAAAGUUCUUGACCGCAAAGCUUCCCUGCAGGAAUCUCAACCGCAGACGGCAGAUUCCCUCAGAGCAGCUGUUUACCAGGAAUGGCAAAAAAAGAAAAGAGAAAAGUCCAGAGAGAAUAUGCAGCUAAAGAAGAAAGAGGAACUUCAGAAGGAACAAGAGAAAGAACAGAAACAGGAGGCUAAAAAAGAAGAUGCCAGGGCAUCAUAUGAAGCAUGGAAACAAAGGAAGGGAGAAAUCCUCAGAGCAAUGGCUAAAGAAAGGAAAGACAGAGCGCAAAGAGCAACCCAAGAGAAACUAGAAAAAAGGCAGUCUGCCAUCAAGAUGUUUGAGAAUUGGAAGCGAGAGCAUGAUCAUCUACUCCGGGACAAAUACAGAAAACAGAAAGAGACCGAAAACAAACUGAAGGAACGAAAACAACAGAAAGAAGAAGAAAGAAAGAGAGACAGCCAAUCUGCUUUUUCUGACUGGUGUGAAAAGAAAAAAAAUCUUCUCCAUGAAAAGCUAGAGAUGGAACGCAAAGUGGUUGAAUAUAAGGCCGAAGAGGAGCUGUAUCUAAAAGAGGAAAGAGAAAAAACAGCUUUAGAGAUGUAUGAGAACUGGCUGAGAAGAAAAGAUCUGAAACAAAAAAGACAAAGAGAGCAAAGACGUAUACAAGCAGAGCUGUUGGACAGUCAACCUCCUCCAUGGAUCCCAGCAAACAAAGUUAUUCCCUUUCGAAAAUGAUGUUUCAACUACGUCAUAUCCAGAGAAGUUUCAAGUAUCAUAUACCCUAUAAAAGUGACGAUGAUUAUUAAUAAUAUAUUUUGAUUUUAUUUGCAGCAGUCUAUGCUAUUUUUUAUGUAUUAAAAACUUGUAUUUUUUGGAAAUUGUUUUCUACAAUUUGGUAGAAAUUAAAUAUGUUUUAUAACUUGUUCCGAAAAAGUGACUUAAAAGUUUUUCCCAACAUUUAUUUAUACAGAUAGGUGGAUGGAGAACAAUUUCUCGUAUCAGCAAAACAGAAACAGCACAACAGGGCAAUAAGUUACAUACAGAUAAAAGCAUGACAUCUUCUCUCAUCAGUAAUUGGUCUGUUAGUUAGAAUGACAUCAUAUACCUUCCCCUGUUGAUUUUCAAGAAAAUUUGUCUGAAAUCUGGUUGGAGUUUGAAUAAUCUGAAUAAGAUUUUGAGCAUCAAAUAAUAAUUGCACAAUGCUAUACAUAUUUGUUUUUGUUUUAUUGCUGUGAGUUUAUCUAAUAAACAGCUUUUUCUGA